AAGAAGAGGGGAAAGAUGGCGUCCUCUAACAAUCCUCGCAAAUUUAGCGAAAAAAUCGCUUUGCAUAAUCAGAAGCAGGCGGAAGAGACCGCCGCGUUUGAAGAAGUGAUGAAAGACCUGAACAUCACCAGAGCUGCGCGGUUGCAGUUACAGAAGACCCAGUAUUUGCAACUAGGGCAGAAUCGUGGACAGUACUAUGGAGGCUCACUGCCCAAUGUCAAUCAGAUUGGAAAUGGCAACAUUGACCUGCCUUUUCAGAACUCGGUGCUGGAUACCAGUCGGACAACCAGGCACCAUGGGCUGGUGGACCGUGUUUACCGUGACAGAAACCGCAUCACUUCGCCUCACCGCCGGCCGCUGACAGUCGACAAACAUGGACGCCAGAUUGACAGCUGUCCUUACAGCUCAGUUUACCUCUCCCCACCGCCAGACACUAGCUGGAGAAGGACAAAUUCAGACUCUGCCUUACACCAGAGCGCCAUGAAUCCAAAGCCCCAGGAGGUCUUUGCCGGGGGAUCACAGGAGCUGCAGCCCAAACGAGUACUGCUGCUAACAGUGCCUGGAACGGAGAACUCGGAGACAAGUGCAGACAAGGAUGUGCAGGAACAGUUGUGGGAUGACAAGAAGGAUGAUUCAUCAAAGCCCAACACGUGUGAUGUCCCAGGAAUCAAUACACCAGUUGGUGCAUUAAAGCUAAGUUGGAGACAAAAAACAGGCACAUGUACAUCCAUAGUUUCUUUUUUUUUUUUUUUAAACUUCCCAGGGAUCCCCACUUCCUCUCAGCCCACCAUGACCGUGACUGCACAGCGCCGGCAGCCACCGGUGGUGCCGCUCACCCUAACCUCUGACCUCCAUCUCCAACAAUCUCCUCAGCAGCUCUCACCCACCCUUUCCUCACCAGUUAGCAUUACACAGGUCAUGCCAACAGAGUCAUUGACCCUGGAACAGCAGCUUUCUCAGUACCCUCUGUUCAACCAGCUGACAGCUCAGGCUCAGGCUCAGCUGAUCAGUGACCUCCAGAAGCAGCAGGCCCUGCCACAAGGCAUCCAGCUCAUUACCUUGCCAACUCUGGCCUCCGCUGGUACAGCGUCUGCCACUGCCAGCAGUCCCUCACCAGACAGCCAGACCACUGGCAGCAUGAGCAUCAGCUCGUACCGCAAUCAGACUGGCUCACCAGCCACUCAGUCUCCAACCUCCCCAGUCUCCAAUCAAGGCUUCUCCCCUGGAGGCUCACCUCAACACAUCCCCGUGGUGGGCAGCAUAUUCGGCGACUCCUUUUAUGAUCAACAGCUGGCAUCGAGGCAGACCAACGCUCUCUCUCAUCAGCUCGAGCAGUUCAACAUGAUCGAAAACCCCAUCAGCUCCACCAGCCUUUACAACCAGUGCUCCACCCUCAACUACACGCAGGCAGCCAUGAUGGGGCUCACUGGAAGCAGCCUACCCGACUCUCAGCAGCUCGGCUACAGCAGCCACGGCAACAUCCCCAACAUCAUCCUAACAGUCACAGGUGAGUCUCCGCCAAGCCUGUCCAAAGAGCUGACCAACUCUCUUGCGGGCGUUGGCGACGUCAGCUUCGACGCAGAUUCUCAAUUCCCUCUGGACGAGCUGAAGAUCGACCCGCUCACCCUGGACGGACUGCACAUGCUCAACGACCCCGACAUGGUGCUUGCCGACCCCGCCACCGAGGACACGUUUAGAAUGGACAGGCUGUGACGUGAAGAAAAAGAAAACUCGUUAACGGAGAGAACCAAAGGGCAGGAUGAUCCCUCUUCCUCGUUGCAUGGCCGUCCAGCUGUCCGACUUUGCCCUUUGAAACAAUGCGGCACCAAAAGACAACAGGGGGGAAAAAAGACAUCCAGCGGCUCGCCGGGGGGAUUGCCUCGCUGUCGUUUUGAAUGAGAUUGGUCGCUCAGCGCUUUUGCUAGCCUACGGUGUUUACAGUGUACCAUUACAUGCCACAUAUAUUCCAAAAACGCACAUUUGGCGGUUUUCUUUUCUUUUCAUAUCUGCUUUAUUAUUUAUUUUGUUGAUAUUUGCUUGUAGCAGGAAGCUGCUAGGACAUUGGGCGAAACUGCACCCGAUAUAAGCGGCCGUGUUUUUAAGAAAAAAAAAAGCGAGGAAAAAGAAACCGAAAAAAACAUGGUCGCUUUGCUCAUACCGUGCAAUGAAAAAGAACGGUUUUCCCAUCAUGCCAUAACGGCUUUCUAUUUCACACUCAAAGCUUUAUUUUUGACAACCAAAUGUUAUUUUCAUUGUGUACUUGUAUGUUUUUAUGCUUCAUCUAUUUAUAUGUUCUAUUUAUUUAUUUGGUUAAAGAUUUUAUAUUCCAUUUCAUAAUUUCAAUUUGAUGCCAAAAUGUUUUCUGUAGGCAUCGUGUAAUAUUGCACUGAUGUAAUUUGUGUCUAUUUAUUGAUUACUAACAUAUUUAUAAAUGUGUUUAUUAAGCUAUUUUUGGUUUAUCGAGGAGUGCAAAACCUCCCCAUAGUUGCCCUUCGGUGUUCAGUGUGCCAUUUUCUGAUGUAAGAUGUGGCGACCGUUAACCAUGCUGCAGCCCAACAGUCCAAUCCAAAUACGACAGGUUUUUUUAGCACCGCUCCAAAAAAUGCUGCGUGCUCCGGAAAUGCGUUGGCUUAAAGCCACACACGUGAUCUUUAACUGAGAAAAAUCAUCAGGAAGAAAAACAGAAGCAUCUAAAUUUAUUUUCUCCUGAUGAAAAGCCAGAAUACAUACAUAUAUACACGUUCAGGCCGACCCUCUUCUCAGUGAAGGAAGGUGUCUGUUUUUAAACCAGAGAUCACUGAAAUCUUUUAAAGUCGUCACUGUGAAAUCACCUGAUUUUGCCUUACGGGAGUAUUCUACUGUUCUUCUUAAGUGUCUAACGUGACAGCGUAUUUUCGUAACUUACUGUAACGUUUUCUCGUAUUUGAGAGAAACUUUUGGUCAGUGAUGUUUGUGGUUAUGUUGUGUAAGGUUUGACAAAUCAAUGUACUGUAUUUUGUAGCGGUACACUUUAUAGCCAAAUUGUUGGAUGUUUUCUAAAGCGGGGCAAAAACGAGAAAAAAAAAGUCAAAGGCGGGUUUGAAGUGUUCAAGAUGGAGCGCAAUUGUGGGGAGGCUUUUUGCUCCUUUACAGGGAAGCUCUAACAAAAACGCAGCUGACUCGACGCGUGGGUAUUUCUUACUGAACUACUUGGUUUUCAUAAGCUCCACGCUUCUAGUUUAUGAGAGGAUGGGAUAAAGUAGACAAAGUAGAAUAUGGCUAUAUAAAUCUAUUUAUAGUAAGUAAGUAUAGUAAGUAUUGUGUGCAAUCUGAUUUUUCUGCAACCAAAUGAACACCACACAGACUCACAUCAUUUGAAUACGCAGACAGACUUUAAGGGGUCGGUCGGCACGCCUAAAUCUUUUGUCAGAGUUUCCCUGAGAGUCACGUGCAGUCUGUGGGAUCAUGUUUGUUAUAUUGUAACGUUUGUGUACAGAUGUGCUAAUAUUUUUACUCACAGCGCUGAUGGGAAGAGUUCCCAAAUCCCCCUUGCUGAAAAAAGAGAAAAAGGAAUCACGUUUGGUUUACCUCUACAGCUGGACGGUUCGUCUCAGUUGAAGUGUUUUCUUGUCUGCUGUAAACUUCCAUCAACGGUUUUUGUUUGCCUUCAACGGGCCUGUGAUUCCUAUGCAAAAUGAGACAAAUAAGAUGCUUGAAGGAAAAAUCCACCUCUGGUGUUUUAUUAGCUAACAGAGUUUGCACGUUAAGCUGGAUUUAUUCUUCUUUUUGCAGGCGAGCAAGCAGCGUGACUCUUAUAUUACAGACGGUAGACUUUGGAGAUGUCAAUUUUAUUUUAAAGAGAAACAUUAUUGCAGAUUAAAAUGGAACCUAAAAUGUCAAACAUGGUAAAUGUCGUGCAGGCCGUAUAAUAUUUUAAGACUUUAAGGGCUUUGUAGUUUAUGACAGAAUUAAAAAUCACCUCACUUAAAAACUGGAAUUGUGCGGCAUCUCUUUUAAAGACUAAACAUCGUGGCUCUACGCCAGAAAACUGACACUAUUGGAAGUGUGCGCGUGUAUGAUGUUGUAGUGUGUCGUGGUGGUGCUAAUGACAAUCAACAAGUGGAAUACAAAUUCAUUUCGAUACCAGAGAAGCAUAAAUCCAGCUUAAUUUUGAAGUUUUGGCCUCAAAAACUGUAAAUCGUGAUUUAAUUACCUGAAUCUUCCUCUUCGUCCUGUGCGACUGUUGAACAUGGUGCAAAAUUGCUGCUUUAGAAAGACACCCUUUGCCCCUGACCCUAAAUGAACCCGUGUCAAACGUUUGCAUUACCCACAGGACGAAGAAAAAUGCGACACACACUAAUUCUGCUUCGUGUAAAGCAGCUAACGUUGGAUUUUUCCUUCAAGCCUCCGAAACAAAGGUGUAGAAAACACACUCUACGGAUUACAUUUCCAAAGGUCUGUGUACCUAAAAGAUAUUAAGCGUCACGUGCACUGUCGUGCUGCCAAUAACGCCAGUGAUUUGAGCUUUCCUGCCAUCCCCUUUCUUUCGUCCUGCUGAAGUCAUUGAUUCACUGACCUUGUACAUAUGCUAUAGCUGAAACAAAAUGCAUGACUUACCUGACAGUCAAAACCUCUAAAUGAAGGCCUUCUAUAGCUCUGCAGGUUUGAUUUGUGUAACGUAACACUACCACAAAGUCUAAAGGGAUGCAUGUAAGGGUUUUUCCUGUUCAGUGACUCUGUUACCUCCAUCUAUGUACAAUGCUACUUGAUGAAUGAUAAAAGAAUGUAUUUUAA
Messenger RNA from Neolamprologus brichardi, 4773 nucleotides. The record is from RefSeq and is a predicted model, not a curated record. Lineage: Eukaryota; Metazoa; Chordata; Actinopteri; Cichliformes; Cichlidae.